This is a messenger RNA of Aspergillus thermomutatus, 6501 nucleotides long. RefSeq names its product putative SNF2 family helicase. The record is from RefSeq and is a predicted model, not a curated record. NCBI's taxonomy places the organism in Eukaryota, Fungi, Ascomycota, Eurotiomycetes, Eurotiales, Aspergillaceae. The transcript has 5 exons. The coding region runs from base 1 to 6501 and encodes 2166 amino acids. Gene Ontology annotation, molecular function: ATP-dependent chromatin remodeler activity; methyltransferase activity; ATP binding.
AUGCCUCGUCCCAGACAGAGGGGCCAGGACCCCGCGCCUCCGGACGGGCUUGAUCCUGACAUCCCUGAGGUAGUAAGGUCGCAGCCAUAUCAAGGACCAAUGUCAGCAAAGACUCGACUUGCUUCUCACCUUCCUCCUUUGCAUAAGCUGGACGACAUAUACGAACACAUGACUAAGAGAGCGCUGGAGCUCAACUUCGACGCCGUCUUGUCUCACUUGGGCUCGAAGCCUUUGCGUGUUGUCACCAUGUGCUCGGGGACCGAGAGUCCUCUGCUUGCUUUGGAAAUGGUGCAGAACGUCCUCAGGAAAAAUUUUGGAAAAAGCUUCGAGUUGCAUCAUCUGUUUAGCGCUGAGAUUGUGCCCUUCAAACAGGCAUACAUUGAGCGUAAUUUCCAUCCCCGUUAUCUCUUCCGAGAUGUAGAACAGCUGAAGGACCGGUUCGCACAAACGGCCUAUGGUUCUCUCGAGAAAAUUCCCAAAAAUCCUGAUUUGGUGAUCGCGGGAUUUUCAUGCGUCGACUUCUCUGGUUUGAACAAUAAGAGAAAGACCCUCGAUGAACAGGGCGAGUCUGGGGGCACGUUCUGGGGCAUCAUUCGCUAUGCCGUAGCCUACCGUCCGCGGAUCGUCGUCCUGGAAAAUAUCAAAAAUGCGCCAUGGGAAAAGAUUGCAGAACAUUGGAACGAGAUUAAUUAUGUCGCUGUCCACAACAACGUCGAUACCAAGGCAUAUUAUCUGCCACAGACCCGAGAACGGGGAUACAUGCUCUGUAUCGACCGAAACCUCUUGGACAAGCACGGCCUUUCUGAACAGAGCGUGAUGGAUUGGCCAAAGAUUCUCAACGAUUUCAGACGUCCUGCGAGCUCCCCAGCAGGUAUGUUCCUAUUGGACGCCAACGAUCCAAGGCUCGAACAAAUCGAGAAAGACAUGUCGAUUCGAGUCACGUCCACGACAGUAAGAGCCACCAUCGACUGGAAAAAGUACCAAUCUCGUCAUCAGAACUACCGUUCGACUCAGGGACUUGGCUUUGAAAGGCCCAUGAGCAAGUUUCAAGAUAGCGGUGCAUGCCAGACGCCGGACUUUGCCUGGCAGACGUGGUUUAGAUUCUUGCCCGAACGAAUCUGGGAUACCAUUGAUGUCAACUUCUUGCGGAAGCUGAUUGAAGGAUAUGAUAUGAACUUCAAAGAGAGAUGCAUUGAGCUUUCCCAAGGCGUUGAUCGAGAGAUCGAUAGUCGCGCAUUUGGCAUUAUCGGCUGCAUCACACCCUCAGGUAUGCCAUAUAUCACAACAAGAGGCGGGCCCCUAUGUGGGCUUGAGUCUCUGGCGCUGCAAGGUCUGCCCUUGGACAGACUUUUACUCACCAGAGAAUCAUCGCGGGAUCUGCAGGAUCUCGCCGGGAAUGCCAUGAGCUCAACUGUCGUCGGUGCCGCAGUGCUCUCCGCCCUUAUUGUGGGACAUAAAGUACUGCCGCCAGGGAUGCAGUCAUCUACUGCCAGUAAUCUUAUCCCCAAGCAUAAGACGAUCGGCCUCCGUCCAGAUCUUCAGAUGACGCCGCGGAUCUUGCAGCUGAGCCAAGUUGGCCCAAUCAAAACCCCAGAUCUUCAGAUGCAAGCCACAAGCAGCGCAAGGUACUGCUUAUGCGAGAGGCAGUCUGGUGUAAGGCAAGAUAUCUUGAAGUGCACCUUGUGUGAGCAUACUGCCUGCUCUGACUGCGCCGGUAAUCCAUCUCAUGCAUACGAACGGUGGUCCAAUUUGAUUCGCAGUCAGCCCUCUGAUUUCGUCAGAAGGCUGAAGAGCAUACUGCCCGCUAGGUUGAUUAUGUAUGGAUUGGAUCGCGAAAGCUAUCAUUCUUUCGAUAGAAGCCUGCCUCAGAACUCCGAUCCUGUUUGGGAAAAAUACUUGGAUGCUGUUAUCAGAACUGUUGGUGAUGAACUCCGUUUCUUGGAUGUCCGACGCAGUGAAGUUUGGGCCGCUGUCUAUGAAGGAAAGUGCUCCUUUUUGAAACUCAUAAUCAGUGCCUCCACAAUUGAGUGGUUGCUUUUUGCGAAGCCGCUCGAUUCGGAGCCUGCCCUAUCCCUUCACCGUGAGAUCUUAUCGAAACCCAUCGCGCGCAUGAAGCCGGAUCCAGACACACUCCUCGAAGGUAUCUGGGAGGUGUGCGCCCCACUGAGUUCAAAGUGUACAUUGACUAUUUCAGGCACUGGCAGCCAGGUUUUGACUUACGAGGCACGUUGUGGUCUGGAAAAGAAGGGGUUUUUUGAUUCCAGACGUUGGAAUCGACUCGAUGUUCAAGGUUCCAGCGUCGAUUGUCAGCAUCUCGAAGUCGACAUCCGUGGAACCUAUCAACUUCUGCCUGACUGUGGCACUGCAAACGGGUGUCUGCACAAGAAAGAGGCCACCGAUGUAGACCCUGGAGUGUAUUUGUUCCUUGACCCCACGAAGCUGGGAGAGCCCAAGAACGACUCUUUUGUAUUCGCUUUGGAGCAUCGGCGUAAUCCCGGCUAUGAGUCCCGAGUCACGAUUGCUGAAUUGUCCCACACAUGGCGCUCUUCCACAGCAAGCGGUGCUCGGAGAAAGGUCAACGCGUAUUAUCGCAAAUGGGCCCAGGUUCGGACCAUCAGGCUGGAACUAUAUGCCCCAGAUUCCUCUGUCACUUGUUCUGGCUUGCGGCCAGGGACAACAGUCUACAUGGAAAAUGCUGGCUGCCACGAUGCAAACAUCACCCUGCUAUCCCUCUCCGCACCAGCUGAUGCCAUCGACUCUCUAUGGUGUAAAGGGCCAUGGAAAGUAACAAAUCCAACAGAAUCAAAAUCCCUACUGCGAGAUUUUGCUUGGUUGCUUCAGAAGUCUUCGGAAUUCGCUGGCUUUCAGGAUUGGAACCCAAUUACCACAUAUAUUCGAGUGGACGCAGAAACCGGCUCCACCUGCCCUGUGUGCACUCCCCCAAAGCCGCGAAUACUGUGGGGUCGGGAUGAAAAAGGCCGGAUCAAAGCAUAUGAAGACCCACGGGAUGCAGCUCUGUAUGAGCGUCAGGUAAAAGCGAAGCCAUCGCCGUUCCUGAUAUUUCGCCAUGUUGAUGAAGACGACGUCGGACAUCUCCGUGUCACCCUAAACGUGCAGACUCUGUUGCAUAAAGCUCAUGCAAAAUUGGGCAGCUCCGGAUCAAACAAUGCCUCGUUUUACUGGCGUCUUAUUCCAAACGCGCAUGAUGAACGAAAAUUUCUGUUUCCUAAAUUCAAUUUGCUGAGCAACAGAAACGAUCCGCCUCAUGGCCAGCCGCCAAAUUUUCGGAAAAUUCUGAGACCAGAGCAAUUGCGGUCGUUGUCAUGGAUGUUAGAACAAGAAAAGGAUGACAUUGCGCCCUUCGUUGAGGAGGAGGUCGAAGAGGAAAUUCUUCCAUCCAUGAUGUGGCGUGCAGAGGGCAAGGUCGUGAUCCAGAGAGCCGUCCGCGGAGGUGUCUUAGCGGACGAUGUAGGAUACGGCAAGACGGCGAUCACACUGGGGCUCAUCGAUGUGCAGCACAGCAGGGGCCAUGAUACUAUACCAAAGGCCAUGGCGGGCUUCAUUCCCACGAAAGCGACUCUCGUUCUCGUGCCCCAGAUCGUGCUUGAGCAAUGGCGGUUGGAAAUCGCAAAAUUCGUUGGCACCAAGUACGAGGUCCUGGUGUUGCCCUCGGGGGCAGAAUUUUCAAAAAAGAUGAUCAGCGAUAUUCUUCGUGCCGAUAUCAUAUUGGUCCCUUGGUCUGUUCUCAACAACCAGUCAUAUUACCAGAGAAUGCAAAGAUUCACGGGCAUGCCACGAGUUCCCGAACGCGCAGGUCGGAACUUCGAUGCUUGGUUUGCAGAGGCACAAAAAUCCCUCAGAGAACAAGUCCAAAUUCUGAUGGAUCGAGGACCCCGUGAAUUCCUGGAAUCUCUGCGCAACAAGCGUCAGGUGGUUAAAGCCACUCAUGGAAACCGCACCUACACCCCGUCAAAACGGCUUAGAGGGAAGCAGUAUGCGGCAGCACAUGAGACGAAUGAGAGCAAGCGGGAUGUUGGCAUGCAGUACGCCGAUUUGUCUGACGCAGAGGAGCCGAAUGCGGAUGGUGACGGAGACCCCGAGGCUGUCCGGGCCAAGGUAGAGCAGUUCAUGGAGCUCCAGGCCGACGCCGCAAGAGCGGACGCCACGCAUACGCCUGACGAGUCCUACUCCGACGAAGAUACUGCAUACGAGGAGUCUUCAACGGAGAGCAAUAAUCAAACAAAGGCCGAGGAAGAUACUACAGACGAGGAGUCUUCAACGGAGAGCAAUAAUCAAACGAAGGCAGGACCUUGCAAAGACCGCUCGAGCAGAAAGAGAAAGCGGGACCAGUCAAGCACUGAAAAGGAAAAAAAGACGUGGGACGACCGAAAAGAAUUCAACAUCAUCAGAAAUAAAAGAAACCAACAGUGGUACACGGUCAAGACUCCUCUCCUGCACGCGUUCCUCUUCAACCGUAUUGUCAUCGACGAAUUCACGUAUGCCGGUAAUGAGCGACUCGCGCCCCUUCUGGCCCUGCGGGCUCGUUCGAAGUGGAUUCUCUCAGGUACACCACCGUUGAACGAUUUUGCCGAUGUCAAAACCAUCGCUCCUUUUUUGGGAAUCCAUUUGGGAGUCGAUGAUGAGAAUACUUUGUCCCAGAACACUCGUUUGAAGGUUCUGCGAAAAAACAGGUCAGAUGCAGAAGUUUUUCAGUCCUGGCGGGCUCCGAGCAGCGAGGCAUGGCAUCGCAACCGCCAUGAGGUUGCUCAAAGGUUUCUAGAUCAGUUUGCACGCCGAAAUAUCGCAGAUAUUGAUGAGAUUCCUCAUUCGGAGCACCUUAUUCUGAUUGACCAGUCCCCGGCUGAAUGUGCAAUCUACCUCGAGUUGUACAAGCAGAUAAUGACGCACAACAAGCAGCUGCGUCGAAGCAAGCGCGGACGAUUCAAAAAUGAUCAGAACGAACGACUGGAUGAAAUAAUCAGCAGCAGUAUGUCACCGGAAGAAGCUCUGCUCAAGUGCUGUUCCUCAUUGGCGCUGAAAGGACGCUGGGACGAGGGGAAACCAGAAGUCAUUACCUGCAGUUCUUUGAUUGCAACUCGAGAGAACCAACUGGCUAAUCUUCAAGCCGAAUUUUUGAGUAAUAUGAAAUUGGCGGCCUGGCUCUAUUUCGGAUGCGAUCUGGGAUAUGAGGGAUUCCUUAAAUUCGCCGAGGGUAUCAUCAAGCAUCAAUUUGGUGACGAGGCAGUGACUACUGCAGCCAUUCUGCAUUUCAAAUCUGCUAUGCAAGCAUCGCAUUCCGACGACUGGAGACUUUUCUUCGCCGAUCCUGUAGAAAAGAGAUCCAGUCCGGAGAAAGCAGACAGCCCGGAAGAAGAGGAGCCCAGCCCGGAGAAAGCGAAGAGCCCAGAGGAAGCCGAACCUGGAAUGAACGUCUCGCAGGGACUAGAUACAGGGAGCGUUGAGAGCGACAAGAUGGCGGAAGUGGACAACAAACUUCAGGGUCCCCGCAAGAAAGCAAAACGUGUGGCCGGCAAGGCAGCACAGAAAAGCCGGGCAAAGAAGACAAAGCGCGUUGAGGUUGAGAGAGAUCAAAGCAGCGAAAUGCCAUUCAAGCCGACGCAAUUCAAUGAUUUCGAGCCCUGUAUGGAUGAGGUUACAUCCAUCUUGCGGAGCAUAAUGGCGGAGUGGGUUCUGCGUGAAAGAGCUCUGAGGUUUCUCAGGACCGUGCGGAUGCUGCAAACUAACCCGGUAACACCUGAGUGCGACUGCUGCGAAGAAGUAGAGUCGCGCAGUGACUUAAGUGUUCUUGGAUCCUGCGGUCAUGCACUGUGUAAGGAGUGCGUUUCGAAGACUGUCCAGUUUGAAGAAUGCGCCGUCGACAACUGCCGUGGCUCGGGUACCAAAUUUAACGUGAUCAGAGCUGCCUCACUCGGUCUCGAAGGGGACCGAAACACUCAGUAUGGAGGAAGCAAGAUGGACAAAUUGGUCGAGAUUGUCAGAAGAAUUCCCAACCAGGAACGAGCGAUCCUUUUCAUCCAGUUCGAUGAACUCAUUGAUGUUGCUUCCAAAGCAUUCGAUUUGGCGAAAAUCACUCACACAGUGAUAACCGCCCGUGACACCAAGAAGAUCGAAGAAUUUAAGAAGGGUAACGAAAAAGUCGUGAUACUGAAUCUGGGUAGCGAGACGGCUGCUGGAUUAAACCUGCAGUGCACAAAUCAUGUCAUCUUCCUCUCGCCUAUGCUCGCGCAGACGCAGUACGAUUAUGAUUCCUCGAUGACACAGGCAAUUGGUCGCGCCCUUCGCUACGGUCAGACGAGGCGCGUCCACGUCUACCAUCUGCUGACGAAGAGAACAAUCGACGUCAACAUUUUUCAGGAGCGACGUGGAAAGAUCGUGGUUGAGCGAGACGGUCAGGCUGUUUUGGUGAACGAUGAUGAAUGUCUUGAUGGAGAAGCAUUUAGCUGCCAGGGACCCGCCUUGGUUGUGGAUAACUUCUUUUGA